This is a messenger RNA of Microbotryum saponariae, 1406 nucleotides long. The record is from the annotation of a GenBank genome assembly. NCBI's taxonomy places the organism in Eukaryota, Fungi, Basidiomycota, Microbotryomycetes, Microbotryales, Microbotryaceae.
AUGGCAUCCAAGCAAGCAGCCAAGCGCUUGAGCAAGGAGUACCAGUCGAUGCAAAGGUCACCUCCUCCCUUUGUAUGGGCCCGACCAAAGUCAGUAUGAAUGAGACUCAGGUGAUCGAUGACGUGCAUGACGGGCGCUUACGUUGUCUCGCCGUUUCAUGAACACGCACAGUGAAUCAAAGUGAGCUAGCUCCGCUCCAAUUGGGGUUCAGCAUCACCAGUAUGCUCAGUCUCGAUCGAUCUUCCCAUAGCGUGCUCGAAUGGCACUACAUCCUCCAAGGACCUUCGGAUUCGCCGUACUUCGGGCAAGUUCCGAGAGAGGACCGACCCCACCUCGUACGAGCCAGCUGAUCCAAGUGCAUCUCGAUCCGUAUACAGUGGUGAAUACUGGGGGACGCUGCUCUUUCCUUCGGUCAGUACACGAACCAAUCUCACCUUGCACCUCCGCUCACUCACUCACUCACGCUCUUUGAAACCGUGCGCAGGAUUAUCCCUUUGCUCCCCCGACCAUCAAGGUGGGUUAUGCACGAACAGGAAGCCGACGGAACGCGCCAGGCGAAUUGAGUUUUCGUACCACACCCUGCAGAUGAUGACCCCCUCAGGACGCUUCGCCCCCUCGCAAGCGAUCUGCACGAGCAUGUCCUCGUUCCACCCUUCGACUUGGAACCCGGCUUGGUCCGUCAACACGAUCCUCGUCGGGCUGUUGAGCUUCAUGUUGGGUGAUGAGAUCACCACAGGUGCGUUCAUAACUCGGUGGGAGGCUGCUCAAGGAUAUGUCUGAUGGUGGUUCGAGUCCUUUACAGGGAGUGUGAUGACUACCGAAGCCGAGAAGCAAGCUUUCGCCAAGGCCUCCCACGCCUGGAACAUGCAAGUCCAGUCUCCACCUUCGCAAUCACCACCUCUUGCAUCAAACUGAAAUCCCACCCUUACCUUACCUCCCACAGCCAACAACCACGUUUCAAAACCCAUUUUCCCGAAUACUCUUCUCCCGUUAUGAAAAACCUCCCCGUGAUGGGUUCUGCCGGUCCCCCUCCACCAACCCAAUCGGCCGCUGUCAAUCCCACGACGACGACGACGACAACAGUGUCGACUAACGGUGCUGCCCUUCCUGUACAUUCCUCUUCUGCUUGUUCGUCUUCUUCUUCGAGGAACGGUACAACUCGGGAAAGAUUCGCGUGAUCCAUGAGAAGGGAGGUCGCUGACUCAUAAUUCCUCCUUCCCACAUUCCCAACGAUCCAUCUGCGUCUACCGCCACAACGAACAAUCUCGACCUCAAUUCCGCUCAUUCAACCGCGCGUAGUGAUCGACACGAAGAAGGACGAACGUAAGAGCAAGACAAGAACAUGGUUUCUCUGGGCUUUCGUCGUCUUGCUCGUGUCGUGGGGCGGAAUGAAGGUCUUGGAAUAG